GUCAACCCACAAACACCUACUUAUUAUACACAAGUGUUCCAGUGUUGAGUGUGAAAUAGCGGAGUGAUGUGAAACAUUUUUUAAAUUUAAUAUUUUGCUUCAGAACAGGCUUCCUCAUUAAGACAGCGCAUGUAUGAUGUGUUUCUAAAUUCCUUUCAGUAAAUUAAUGAUCUUGGACGUACCACUUUCAGAUUCAUUUUUUAAUAUCCUGUAAUUUUCUGUCUUUAACCUCAGUUAUUAUAACUUUUUAGGCACACUUUAAUCAACAUUUUAAUCACUGUUAAUCACCUUGAAGACCUGUACAGUUAGAAAAUAACGAACCAGCCGCUUAAUCGUUAAUUAUUUUAAAUCGCUUUGCAAUAUUUCAUGAAUAGACGAUUUUCACCUUAAUUGCGUCAUUGUGCACAUAUCGUAAAAUUUUCAUUGUCUAAGAAAUAAAUUGCAUUGACCAUGUACAUUGACCUUCAAGCCACCAAUUAAAAACUGCACUCAAACAAACAAAUUACGAUUACAAGUGUCAUUGCAUUCGAUUGAACUUUAUAAUGGUUUUUAAGAAGGCCGCUAGAAUUUUUUUAAAAUAUAAUGAUAAAUUCAAACGUGUUAUUAUUUUUGAGCCAACGAUUACGAUUUCACCAUUAACCUCUUUUCCAAAUAAAUAAAAUAGCAAUUAUACGACACCAAUUAAACAAUUAAUUAGUAGGUUCUCAAUGGUUGUUUUAUUUAUUAAUAAAGUAUCGCUAAUAAAAAGGUGUUAAUGAAGUACUUUCUCGCCCAAGUUGUGACAGGAGAGGCAAACAUAAAACUGAUAAUUCAAGGAAAAAAUCGUGUGUUGGGUUUGGGUGUGUAUUUCAUCAAUUUUCCUUCAGACUUAAUUAAAUGAAAAAGAAAUUGCUUGAUGUAUUUAGAAGCUUUACAUCAAAGUGCUUUCAGGAUUGUAAUUAACUAACGCGCUAAAUUCAAUUGACAAAGUUGUAUAAUUUUCGUUCGUUUUUUCAUAAUCACUCACAGCUUUGCUAAUCCAAUUUUUGGUCUUAUUUCUCGUAUGAUCGUCAAUUUCUCUCGAUUAUGCAAUGAUGAUCGAAGGUAUGGUAAUCACCGUGUGCGGUGCAAAAUGUGCAAUUAAAAAUUUCUAUUCCUUUCCGCUUUCGCCGGGUGCUAUUUAGCUGUGGGGCUUUUUUAAAUUGCUAAUUUUCGAUAAAUGUUCACGAUACAUAAUUGGUUAUUGUGGGCAAGAUUUGGGUCAAGUUUUUAUGAAUAUUUAUUCGUACAGAUUUUAAUACGUGAAAGAAAAUUAUCGCGGACUUAGAAAGUUCUUCAUGCUCUUUAAGCACUAACGAGGAAGCCAGAUAUCUGUUGCAUUUUCGACUUAUUGUAGCAUGUCUUUUUAGAAUGUGCUCAUACCUCCGUCGUGUUAUAUUCUCCUUUAUUUUCGCUGCGCUGUUAUUAAAAACAUUUAGUCUAUCCUAGAAUUUGUUCACGUUCAUGUGUUCCACAAACAUGUGAUAAAGCAAACAUCGCUGAACAAACAGUGUGUAUACUAAGUGCAAAGUGUUAGUCUGCUGUAGUUAUGAUACCGAUCGUUUUUUGGAUGAUCACCAGCAUCGUUUACUGCCCCUCGCUCAGUAAAAGGGAGAAAUUGUUGAAAUGGGCCAGCGAUAGAUUGCCUUCGACGUGGUCGUCACAAGCAAGGACUUUAUCUAGUGGCAUCCCUGAAUUAUGGAAAGAUGGGUCUCUUUUGUGCACACUCAUCAAUUCGGUUGUUCCGGGGGCGUGUCCGAAUCCGCACAGACAUUGGAGGAAACCGCCGCUCCACGCACAAGCUCUUGCAUACAAAUACUUGGGAUUAGUUCCGGUGUUCACCGAGGACGAGCUCUCCGGCGAAUUAACAAUAAAUCAAGAAAGAAACUUUAUUAAUUAUUUACAUAAGCUGCAGGAAGCCAUCAACCGAUGGCCCACAAAGGACGGCGAAGACCGCAAGUUUUCAUCUCAAUAUGUUGCCCGAGGAAUGGGUUUGUGCACCAGUGAGCAGCACCGAAAAACCGUCUUCUACGUAUAUUCAAACGCGACUACAAAAAAACGCAGCAAUGUGUUAAUGUAUAUCAGAGGGCCGUACGGCACACAAGGCAAAGCAACAAUCUUGCCUUUUCACAACCUAAAAACAAUACCCGUUGUCAACGUGUUGAAAGAUCAACUCGAAGCCACUAAAACAUUGCCCUUUAAAAACGAGGAACAAAAGUCCUUUCUCAAAACUAUCUCUCUCGAUUUCACUUCGCUGAUUAGCACUGCGGAGGAUAAGGGCGAAAGCAACGACAUUCCUAUACAAAUUGAAAUGGAAAUUGAUAGAGCGAAAAUUACUUAUAUCCCCAACAACAGUGGUAUAUACGAGAUUAAUUUAAUUUCUGAUGGAGAGUUACUCAGAGGCUCCCCUUACAUUGUUCAAGUGAUUAAUAAUACAUCGGGUAAAAGGGACAGCUUUGAAACGGAGAGCGAGCAUGUCGACGAAAAAAUCACAUUCACCAAAAGAAAAAUACUCUCAAAAGUGAUUGAUUGUGUUGAUGAAAAAAUUUGUAUCGACAAUGACAGAGUGUCACAAUUCCAACUUAGAGAUUCCGGAAGUUCAACAGAAAGCGAAUCCGAUGACCUCACAAUCACCGCAAUCACCAAAAAGAACGACGAAAUAUUGAAAACUGAAAUCAACUGCACGUUGGAAGACAUCAUCGAGGAGAUCAAUGCAGUCCAAGACGAACGCGACAACAAAUAUGCCCUCCAAGAGAUAAAAACCAUCGCAGAGAAAUUAAAAUCAGAAGUACCGCAAAUUAUCGACUCAAAUGAAGUCAACGUAAAAGUAGACUCUCGCCACAAAGUUGUAAAAAAUUGCGAAGAAGCUAAAACGGAACUCGUCAAUUUAUUACAAAACGAUUACGACGAAGUUGACUAUAAUGAACUAGAAGAAAAAAUUGACCCCAAACUGGACACUAAUCUAAUCGAAUCGGCAAAAUACUUGAAAAACAUUGUCAACUCUACUAGCAGUCAAGAAAUGCUGGAAAAAAUCCUACCAAGCAAAUUGCUGAAGCAGGAGUCAGAAGAAGACGAAAAUAACAAUUCUCCCAAAACUGGUUCGAUAAAACGCAUCAAGAGCAAGAUUUGUCUGGAAAUAUCCCCCAAAAAUUCGACCAGAAGCAACCCCUCUGUUGAUUCCCUCAAAACCACUUCCUCAAUAUGCUCCGAUCAUAUUGACCCCGAAGUUGAAAAAAGUAGUUUGAACCAACUUACCUUGGCCGAAAAACGCAAAAUUUUGGCGAAACAAGACAGUGUUAGUGUUCCAGAUUGCGACACUACGUUUUCUACGACUGAAAACGAGGAUUCUUCAAACUCAGCUUUUAGGGAAUUAAGUGUAAUGAACGUCUUAAGCAGUCUUCGGCAGUCUCGCAAGAACAGUUUGUCUGAUUCGUUAACUUCAACCGUUAGUCUGCCUAACAUGGCAUCGCUCGAUUCCAAUUUUGAGGAAAAUACGUUCAGGGCUAGGAAGGAUUAUUGGGAGCGGUUGUCUUCUCGGAGUUCUAGUAGUGUUAGUUUAGCGAAUUCAGAGACUAAUGUUCAAAGUAGAAAGAAAAGUGGUGCUACGUCUACCAAAAAACUUUUUAAUAACUAUUUCCAAAACGAUGACAAUAAGGAAACUAAAAAUGAAACGACUAAGUCCGUGGAUAGUUUACUAGUCAUAGAAGCAAGCAAUGUGGACGAUGGCCGUAGAAACAAAUCAGUCGAUACUUCUCUAGAAGAUUGCACGCUUGUACCACUUGAAGAACGCAAAAAACAGUUGUUGAAAAACAUGGGUGGGGAAGAACCCCAACCACCCAAAACCCAGAACACAAAAUUAAAUUUUUUCAAAAAGGACACUAAGCCCAAAAACGAAGCAAAGCAAUCAUUUUUCGCUUCAAUAUCGGAUCGAGUCCAGAAUUUUGAUAAAACCAACUCAAUGUCGAAACCUAAACUAGCACCAGAAGAGACAAAAAAAUCGUCAAGCAAACAAAUUAUCAAAUCGCAAUUUAAGCGAGCGAUCAAUUUUUUCAAAAACCUGGAAGACAAUUCCAGGAUGAAAGAAAAGAAACGGGAAAUCAACAGACGAUACUCUCUCGAAAUCCACCAAAAGAAAAACAACUACAACGUAAGGAGCGGAAGCUUGAAUUUACCAAAUGUUUCCGAUCGGUUCUUCGUCAAUAAUUUAUACGAGGACGUUUUCGGUGGCAAAAACGGCAGUUUCAAAGGAGCGCCAAAUAAAAACGGAGUCGCCGACUCUCUCGCUUCACUGUCAAGAGAUUCAGACACGGGCAAAAUGCAAGAAAAAACCAAAAUUAGUUAUAAUUUAUUUGUAAAUAAAACGAAAAGUAAAAAGCGGAAAAGCAUCAAAACGCUGUUUGAUGUCCAUUAUUAGGGGCGUUAUUUUACGAAUUAUUUAUUGUGUAGAUAUUGUUAUGCUUUAAUAAACCUGAUUCGAGCAAUUA
Tribolium castaneum (red flour beetle) is the source of this 4502-nucleotide messenger RNA. RefSeq lists its product as uncharacterized. Lineage: Eukaryota; Metazoa; Arthropoda; Insecta; Coleoptera; Tenebrionidae. The record is from RefSeq and is a predicted model, not a curated record. Bases 1568 to 4432 code for a protein of 954 amino acids. The transcript is spliced from 4 exons.